CGAAAGACGCCAACAAUAAUUUUAGGUUAGAAACAGCACAAGUGACCUACGAAUUAGGUGCAAUCACCACUUUCUGUCAAUAACCUAACCUAACUCAUAAAAAAUGUAAAUAAACAAAAAUCAAAACAUGUCCAGUUUAAAAUGCCACAUAUGUUUCAAACAGGAUAAAUGUUUGUUUAGUGUACAAGAACAAGACGAAAAUUGUGUAAUUUUACUCACAAAAUUAGAAAACAUUGUGCCAGAACUAGCUUGGUAUAAUAGUUAUUUAAUUUGUAAACUGUGUAAAGAGCAAAUUGAGAACUGCUACAAUUUCAAAUUGUUUUGCUUAAGUUCGUCAACUAAACGAGACAGUGAACUUUUCGUUGUGCCACAAAAGAAUGAAGUGUGUAUUGAAAAUAUAGAUUUACAAUGUUUCGACUGUAAUAGUCAGUUUUAUGAUAAAGAUUUGCUGAGUGAACAUUUAACUACACAUCAAAACAAAGAGCUGGAUGUUAGUAAAUUGGAGUCGGCCUCAGAAGAAAAACCGGAACCAGCUAAAGAGAACAAAAGGCGUCAAACAACGUUAUUUACAUGUGAAAUAUGUGCGCAAACCUACAAGUUGAAAAAGAACUUAAUCAUACACUGCAGCGAGUCCCACAACUUGGAUGUAAAAACCAUAAGACCAUACACAUGUGCGAAUUGCCCCAAAAGGUUCAGGACGUCUGCGAAUUUGAUACAACACAGAAAAUACCAUGAGGGAGUGCGCUCCUACAUCUGCAGUUUCUGCGGCAAAGGUUACAUAACGCACAGUGAUCUGUUGUCGCACGAAAAAAUCCACCACAACAAAAGAAGUUACGGCUGCAACAUCUGCAACACGACCUACAACACGAACAAGGCGCUGCAGCAACACAAAUUCGUGGUGCACACCGACCCCAGCAACUGGAAGUACAGCUGCGACGUCUGUCUGAAACGGUUCCCUCUGAAGGGCGGUUACUCGGAGCACAUGAAGCGGCACGAAGGGGUGAAACAGCACUCCUGCUUGGUGUGUGGCAAACGGUUCGUCAGCAAGGUGGAGCUUUCGAAGCACAAGAAGCUGCAUUCCAACUUCCGGGGCUUCAAAUGUUCGCAGUGUCCGAAGGAAUACAAGGACAAGACGGACUUUUGUUGUAGGUUUUUGUAUGAGGUGCACCUCACAAAGGUGCAUGGUAUAGGUAACAAACCGGUGCCGGUCAGAGUGAAGAAGCACACGUGUCACAUUUGUCCCAGUUCGUUCUACGACAAGCACAAACUGGCCAGGCAUUUGUGCACGCAUUCUGGUGUAAAACCUUUCAGUUGUACCAUGUGUGACAAGAAAUUUACGGACAGGUCUUAUCUGAAUCAACACAUGAAGAAAAUCCAUGAAAUUACAAAAGGUGCCAUCACUUAAUUAUUAUAUCUAUU
Messenger RNA from Aethina tumida (small hive beetle), 1419 nucleotides. Its product is annotated as gastrula zinc finger protein XlCGF57.1. The record is from RefSeq and is a predicted model, not a curated record. The transcript has 4 exons. Lineage: Eukaryota; Metazoa; Arthropoda; Insecta; Coleoptera; Nitidulidae. The coding region runs from base 128 to 1405 and encodes 425 amino acids.